GCCGAGCUCCUCCUCCCCGAGCAAGGCUAGUAGUCUUCCUCCUCCUCCACCUCCUCUGGCUGUUUCUGCUGCCGUAGCGCUCGGGCUCCCGGCGCUGUGAGCAGAAAUCUAAUGAGACCCAACUGGCUGUUUAUGUAAUUCUUCACAGUCCUGUCUUAAGGCGUUGCUUUAAAAACUACCUUCCACCCAGCCUGCCUGGGCUCGGCUGCACCUUUAAGCAAUCCAGCUGAAUCUGCUCUCUCUGCCGGCACUCGGCUUUCGGCUUGGAAAGUGUAGUUUGGGGGCAACACGGAAGAUUCUUUGCCCUUUGUCACCAAGAAUAUGGAAAAUGGAACAGACGGAUUAACACCAGCUUGAUUGUUUUAAAUGCCCUUUUUGAUCAACCUCGGAACAAGACCACGAAAGGUUGAAGGAUAAUCUAAUACCAGCGCUUUGAAUGAGAAUUUGUUUCUCUGCCACAAACUGAUUUUUUAAAAUUUUAUUUUUCUGGUGGAGGAGUUGAAACAAACCUAACUUUUGUGGCAACGCAGCUAUGCAGCUUGAAAUCCAAGUAGCACUAAAUUUUAUCAUUUCAUACUUGUACAAUAAGCUUCCCAGGAGACGUGUCAACAUUUUUGGUGAAGAGCUUGAAAGACUUCUUAAGAAGAAAUAUGAAGGGCACUGGUAUCCUGAAAAGCCAUACAAAGGAUCAGGGUUUAGAUGUAUACAUGUAGGGGAGAAAGUGGACCCAGUGAUUGAACAAGCGUCCAAAGAGAGUGGUUUGGACAUUGAUGAUGUUCGUGGCAAUCUGCCACAGGAUCUUAGCGUUUGGAUCGACCCAUUUGAGGUUUCCUACCAAAUUGGUGAAAAGGGACCAGUGAAGGUGCUCUAUGUGGAUGACAAUAAUGAAAAUGGAUGUGAGCUGGAUAAGGAGAUCAAAAACAGCUUUAACCCGGAGGCCCAGGUUUUCAUGCCCAUAAGUGACCCGGCCUCCUCAGUGUCCAGCUCUCCAUCUCCUCCCUUUGGUCACUCUGCUGCUGUCAGCCCUACCUUCAUGCCCCGGUCCACUCAGCCUUUAACCUUUACCACGGCCACGUUUGCUGCCACCAAGUUCGGCUCCACCAAAAUGAAGAACAGUGGACGUAGCAGCAAGGUAGCACGUACUUCUCCGAUCAACCUCGGCCUGAAUGUGAACGACCUCCUGAAGCAGAAAGCCAUCUCUUCCUCAAUGCACUCUCUGUAUGGGCUGGGCCUGAGCAGCCAGCCUCAGCCACAGCAGCAGCAGCAGCCAUCCCAGCCGCCGCCUCCACCACCACCUCCACAGCAGCAGCAGCAAACCUCUGCUCUGUCUCCCAAUGCCAAGGAAUUCAUUUUUCCUAAUAUGCAGGGUCAAGGUAGUAGUACCAAUGGAAUGUUCCCAGGUGACAGCCCCCUUAACCUCAGUCCUCUCCAGUACAGUAAUGCCUUUGAUGUGUUUGCGGCCUACGGAGGCCUCAACGAGAAGUCUUUCGUAGAUGGCUUGAAUUUUAGCUUAAAUAACAUGCAGUAUUCUAACCAGCAAUUCCAGCCUGUUAUGGCUAACUAAAAACAAAAACAAAAACAAAAGAGAGAACAUGUAUCGUACAAGUUAAAAUGCAUCGGCCCAAGGGGGGAAUUUUUUUUUUUUUUUGCCUCCUUGAGAUUUUUUUUUUUUUUUAAAGCUUAUAGUAAGGAUACAUUCAAGCUUGGUUACAAAAUAAAACAUGCAUCAUUUUUCA
Peromyscus eremicus (cactus mouse) is the source of this 1736-nucleotide messenger RNA. It is a transcript of the gene Tob1, whose product is annotated as transducer of ERBB2, 1. Gene Ontology annotation, molecular function: transcription corepressor activity. The record is from RefSeq and is a predicted model, not a curated record. Gene Ontology annotation, biological process: regulation of gene expression. The transcript has 2 exons. NCBI's taxonomy places the organism in Eukaryota, Metazoa, Chordata, Mammalia, Rodentia, Cricetidae. The coding region runs from base 533 to 1564 and encodes 343 amino acids. Gene Ontology annotation, cellular component: cytoplasm; nucleus.